GGUGGGUCGAGAGAAGGGUUUGUUUGUUUUUUUUUUCUGUUUGUUGUGUGACUCACUCGGCAGUUGUUAAGGACGGAGUGGCUUCCUGUUGUUCCACUGAGAUUUGCAGAUGGGAUUAGAGUUAAGGUUAUAACCCACAGACUGGACUGGUUUACGAUGUACGACAGGUGGUGUUGUGGACACGAACAUCAUGACUUCACGGCCCGUCCCUCAACCCCACUGUAACCACAGACCCUGGCUGCAUUCGAGCGGCCAUCGAACAGGUGACAGGCGCCACUGCGCGUCAUGCUGAGAAAGAAAAACGCACUAUGAACCGAUACUCUGCCCUCCGGCAGCUUGGCGACGGCACCUAUGGCUCAGUCACACUCAGCCGCUGCCUGGAGUCUGGUGAACUUGUUGCUAUUAAGAAAAUGAAAAGGAAAUUCUAUUCGUGGGAGGAGUGCAUGAAUCUCCGAGAGGUCAAGUCCCUGAAGAAACUCAACCAUGCCAACGUGAUCAAACUGAAGGAGGUGAUCCGGGAAAAUGAUGAACUCUACUUCGUGUUCGAGUAUAUGAAGGAGAACCUCUACCAGCUAAUGAAAGAAAGAGCACGCAUGUUUCCAGAGUCUGCAGUGAGGAAUAUCAUGUUUCAGAUUCUACAGGGACUUGCUUUCAUUCACAAACAUGGCUUUUUUCAUAGGGACAUGAAGCCAGAGAAUCUUUUGUGCAUGGGUCCCGAGCUCGUGAAAAUCGCCGACUUCGGUCUGGCACGAGAGAUCCGAUCUCGUCCCCCUUACACCGACUACGUGUCAACAAGAUGGUACCGAGCUCCAGAAGUGCUUCUCAAGUCCACAAACUAUAGCUCUCCUAUAGACCAGUGGGCUGUAGGUUGUAUCAUGGCUGAACUCUACACGCUCAGACCUCUGUUUCCUGGCUCCAGUGAGGUGGACACUAUUUUCAAGAUCUGCCAGGUUUUGGGAACUCCAAAGAAGAAUGACUGGCCUGAAGGAUGCCAUCUAGCUGCCUCCAUGAGUUUCCGCUGGCCACAGUGCGUGCCCACCAACCUAGCCACCCUGAUCCCCAACGCCAGCUCCGAAGCCAUUCAGCUGAUGAGAGACCUGCUGCAGUGGGACCCCAAAAAACGCCCAGCACCCAGCCAGGCCUUGCGCUAUCCCUACUUUCAAGUGGGUCAGGUCCUUGGAGCACCACAGCAGAUUCAGGACCAAGGACCAACGCAGCCUCCGCAACACAGGCCUGAUCCUCCUCCUCAGAUCCCAACCUUCCCCUUACCUGAUAAAACCCAUCAACCUCCGCACCAUCCAGAGCCACCGAAAAGGCAGGGAAGGCCAGAGGUCAAGACGGACAGAGCGGCGCAGAGCCGCUUCCCUCAAAUACAUGACAAAGGCUUGCAGAGCAAGCUAACUGCAGAACCCGAGAAUGCAAAUUUAUCUAGCAGUCUAUCCAAGCCCAAAGUAGGCCGGAGGAGGUGGGGUUAUGUCACAGGGGUCUUGAAAGGAGAAGACUGGGAUGAUUAUGAGGACACUGACACUACAAGCACCACUCUGAACAAACCCAUUUUCACCAGCAAUGAAAAACGGCUACAGGGUGACAGCAGCGUGAACAGGCUGGGAAAUGUUUUAGAUUUCAGUCUAUCUAACGUCAGGAGCGAUGGAGUCACAAAUAUAAACAACGCACUGCCCUUCCAGGAGCCAUCCAGGACAGCGUCAGCCAAACAGCAUUACUUGAAGCAAUCAAGAUAUUUACCAGGGUUAAGCACAAAGAAGAAUGUAGCAGUAAAUGCAGCAAAGGACUACAGUGGAAACAUGUGGGAGGGCAGCAGUGUUCCUGUCGGAGGGACGCUUCCUACCAGGGGAAGCCAUGGAACGCAUGCAGGUGGAUAUGUGCCCUCAGUUUAUAAGAAGGAGAUUGGUUCAGCUGCCCAAAGAGUUCAUCUCACACCAGUUGAUUCAACUCUGUCAAAUUAUGCAACGUGGAAAUCUAGCAGGUCAAAUAGUCACGUGGGCACGUCGUCUUACGUGCCGUCUCCCACCAAGAGCACUCCCGGCAUGCGAUCUCGGCCUCAGCCCGUUCACGGCCGCACAGACUGGUCUGCCAAAUACGGCCAUCGCUAGGCCAACCCUAACACGAGCGCUGCUUUCUCUACCCUGUGAUUUUUAAACCUGUACUUUCUUAUACAGCAAUAAUCUUUUACAUUCCUCUGUGUAAAUGGUUUGUGUAAAGUUUUGAUAUUGAUUUUGCAAAAUAUGCACAAGAAUCUCAGUGGUGGUGUCAAUGUAUCUGUUGCAAAUUUCUCUUCUCCUGCAUAAUCUCUGCAAAAGUGUAUGCAUUAAUAUAUGCUCAAUGCAUUUGGUGACAUUAAAGGUCUCUACAUUUUUU
Molecule: messenger RNA, 2376 nt
Organism: Hemibagrus wyckioides
Lineage: Eukaryota; Metazoa; Chordata; Actinopteri; Siluriformes; Bagridae
Product: serine/threonine-protein kinase ICK-like
Exons: 14
Coding region: 309-2111 (600 amino acids)
Biological process (GO): protein phosphorylation; cilium assembly; intraciliary transport
Cellular component (GO): cilium; cytoplasm; nucleus
Molecular function (GO): protein serine/threonine kinase activity; ATP binding
Source: RefSeq, a predicted model, not a curated record